AUGAAUGUUAAUAAUUCUGAAUGCAUCAACAAAUAUAAAACAUUCGCUUACAAUAAAAAACAUGUAUUUAUAAGUGGUAGUAUUAGCACGGGUAAAACAAUGUUAUGCAAUUUAUUAUUUGAAUAUCUCGACUAUUAUACUCCCGCUGCAUAUAUAAAAGAAUACAUUGAUUACAACACCGAUGGAGAAUUUAAAUUAAAACUUUUACACGAUGGUUUAAUAAGUAAUUUUGAAUUUCAGAAUUAUAUAUUAGAUUGUUAUGAAACUCAACUAAAUUCAAGUAUUUAUGAAGAUGCUGAUAUUGUAAUAUGGGAUAGACAUCCCAUCGAAUCAUUGGAAGUAUUUUGCGCAACCAAUAAUUCAAUAAGUAAUGAACAACGUCUAAAGCUCAGAUUAAGAAUAGAACAAUUAAGUAGAAGAUAUCAGAUUCCUCAAUUAACUAAUAAGAAUGUUGGUGUAAUUAACGUAGAUACGAGUAGAAUUUCUACAGAAGUAAUUGAAGAAGCAUUGGUUAAUACAUUUAUUCAUCCAUUAUUAUUAGGAUUAUCAAAUGGAAGUAUUUAUGUCUUCUUAUUCUGUAGUGAUACAAAUACACAAUUCAAACGAUUAACAAAAAGAAAUAGAACACCGGAAAUAGAAUCAUACAAAUCAAAAGAAGAUUUAUAUAUCUUAAAUAAUCAAUAUGCGUUAUUUUAUACUGAAUUGGUACAACAAAAGCUAAAUCAAAUUAAUUAA
Molecule: messenger RNA, 735 nt
Organism: Entamoeba histolytica HM-1:IMSS
Lineage: Eukaryota; Evosea; Mastigamoebida; Endamoebidae
Exons: 1
Coding region: 1-735 (244 amino acids)
Cellular component (GO): mitochondrion; cytoplasm
Molecular function (GO): deoxynucleoside kinase activity
Source: RefSeq, a predicted model, not a curated record